Messenger RNA from Exserohilum turcica Et28A, 699 nucleotides. RefSeq lists its product as uncharacterized. The transcript is spliced from 2 exons. Gene Ontology annotation, biological process: RNA processing. Gene Ontology annotation, molecular function: RNA binding. The coding region runs from base 1 to 699 and encodes 232 amino acids. Gene Ontology annotation, cellular component: nucleolus. The record is from RefSeq and is a predicted model, not a curated record. Lineage: Eukaryota; Fungi; Ascomycota; Dothideomycetes; Pleosporales; Pleosporaceae.
AUGGAGCUGCCAACGCACCAGCCGCUCGCCCACGACACCGAUGACGACCUCUCCGACGACCACAUCCGCGACCUGCUCAGCGAGGCUGCCGUCCGCAUGCGCGCAGAUGCAGCGCAGUCUGCAUCGCGCCCCCCGGCUCCCUUCAAGCUCCCCAAACUGACGCCCGCCCAUAUUGCCGACACUCACGAGACGACUGACGGCAACAUUACCCGCCUCGACCACUCGAAGCUUGUCGACAAGAACCAAAAGGCCUUGGCCAAUGGCAUCAAGAAGAUCGAAGACCCCAUUCAGGCCAAGAAGCAGAAGCAAGAGGAGAAAAAGGCAACUGCUGGAGCGCAAUGGUUCAACAUGCCCAAGACCGACCUGACACCUGAACUGCGCCGAGACCUGCAACUCCUCAAGAUGCGCAGCGUGCUCGACCCCAAGCGCCACUACAAAAAGGACAAUUCCAAGAGCGAUGUCCCUGCCUUCUCCCAGGUCGGCACCAUUAUCGAAGGCGCCACGGAAUUCUACAGCAGCCGCUUGAAGAACAAGGACCGCAAGCAGACCAUUCUCGAGGAAGUCAUUGCCCAAGAGCAAGACAGCGGUCGUUUCAAGCGCAAAUACGAAGACAUCCAGACAAGCAAGGCGAGCGGCAAGAAGGCCCACUACAAGGCCCUCAAGGCAAAGCGAAACAAGGGAAAGAUUGUCAAGCCUUGA